This is a messenger RNA of Ostertagia ostertagi, 486 nucleotides long. Lineage: Eukaryota; Metazoa; Nematoda; Chromadorea; Rhabditida; Trichostrongylidae. The record is from the annotation of a GenBank genome assembly.
AUGUCGGAGGUCUUGCGUUCCAUAGAUAAAGAAUUGGUGACCCUAUGGAACUCCACGGUCAACGAAUGGACAUCGGGCCAAAUGGAAUCACCAGGUGAAAGUGAAGGCAUACCGUACGCCGACGCAAAGCAACUGGUUGUGACAACUGACCGACUGCAGUCUCUUACACGACAGAAUGGCGCCAGUGAUCCUUUCAGUCUUCUUCAUGAGUACAUUGGUCAAAUUCUAACUACCAACGAUAGCCAAGAUGAGGAUUGCAUAAAAGCUGCUGUCUUCGUCGAUCCGCUUGUGAUCUACGAGGAUUCAAGUGUCAACAUCGACGUCUAUAUAGAGAAUUUACAGGAUUCAACUCUAACUAAUAUCGAUCUAUCAAUCGAAUUCGUAAGGAACGACAUGUUCGCGCCGGCGAUUGACUUUGGCGUUGGUCCGUCAUGGUCGGCUGGCAUCAACAGUAUGAACGGAUUUGUAUGUCUUGUGAUAAGUUGA